AUGGAUCGCGAGAAGACCGCCUUCGGGGCAGUCAUCAUCCACGAAGUGUAUCCUGAUGGUGCUGCUGCAAUGGACGGUCGUCUUCGACGGGUGGACCAAAUUCUGGAGGUAAACGGCGAGGAUCUGCGAGAGGCAUGUCACGAAGCAGCCAUUGCUGCUCUACGGCAAACGUCGUCAGUGGUGAGGAUGCUGGUGCUUCGCGAGGAAGAGCCACAGCAAGACAUUCUCACCGUUGAGCUGCACAAAAAGGCUGGACGUGGCCUCGGCCUGAGCAUUGUGGGGCGGCGCAAUGCACCGGGCGUCUUUAUCUCGGAGGUGGUACGUGGUGGAGUAGCACAGCUGGACGGCCGCCUCUGCCAGGGCGACCAAAUUCUGGAGGUAAACGGCCACAGCCUGGCGGGCGCCAGCCAGGAGGAAGCGGCCGCCCUGCUCAAGACCACCAUGGGGCGCAUCUGUUUGCGUGUGGGGCGCCUGCGCCGGGCACCCUCACAGCGCGCCACCCAGGUGCCCGUCUCGCGUUCGGACUCGUGAGUACUCCACCCUUCAUUCUUCUUCUCCUCGCUGACAACUCUGAUCAUGAUUGUUCUUCUCCACUAGCUUCUGUGAUCACUGUGUCACCUUUAUAGCGCCGGCUUCUGU
Messenger RNA from Dermacentor silvarum, 639 nucleotides. Its product is annotated as inaD-like protein. The coding region runs from base 1 to 531 and encodes 176 amino acids. The transcript is spliced from 4 exons. Gene Ontology annotation, molecular function: protein binding. The record is from RefSeq and is a predicted model, not a curated record. NCBI's taxonomy places the organism in Eukaryota, Metazoa, Arthropoda, Arachnida, Ixodida, Ixodidae.